AUGAUAGCAACUAUCUUACCCCCCGCUAUCCCCCUAGGGGGGACCGUACCCGCCAUGACGGCUCAUGCCAUUUCUGUUUCUUUACCUACAUGGGAAGAUAAUGUGGAUUAUGAGAAAGGUAAUAAAAGGGUUUUGGACGCUAUGGAAACUGGUUAUCCUAGGUUCUUCAUACAUCGGUCUAUACAGAAGCUGGCGGCUUUAUGUUUGAACAAAUUCGGUAGACCAGACGAAUUAUGUAUCCUACUCCCUUCUCCUCGAGUAGCAACCCAAGCUCGAGAUUUCCUUUCCACUCAAAAACCUUCACUCCCAUCUCGAAUAGUAGAAUUUGUCAUUUGUCCAUCAAUAUCUUCCCUCCCUCCAGAACCAUGUACACCUUCUGGAACUUCUUCAGUAGAUAUAAUCGAACUUCAAAUCCUUCUCUUUGAUAAAUCUCAUUGGUCAACUGCGAAAUCAUUUUGGCAACAUACAGGUGAUGGUAUAUCUUCACGUAUGGCCGAAACCGCUUUGAACCUAUUAGGUGAAUUCACACCCAUUUCAAACCUUACAUCUCCAAUGAUGGAAAAAAGAGAAACAAAACCUUAUUCACGUAAUCGACAUUAUUCAAGAAAAUCUUCUACACCAACUUCUAUUUCUCCAACUACACCUUUAACUCCUAUCGUAACUACUCCAUUGCAAUCGAGACAGAUAGAUGAAGAACUGUUGAACGAAGAGAAUUUAACGACGGAAUUAACUACGUAUCUCGAAGAAAGAUAUGGAAGGAACUUACCUUUGUUUAAUGCUGGUUUGGCCAAACAAGCUUUGAAAAGAAGAAUAGCUGGUGGUUUAUUACCUAGUGAUGAAGAUUUCGGAAAGAUUGAUGAUGUUGCUCGAGCGGGUGGAGCGGGGAAGAAGGCGGUUAGUGAAGAAGAUGUGUUUUUGUAUCCGACAGGUAUGAGCGCUAUUUGGCAUGCUCAUGAGGUUUGUAGGGUUGCGAAGAGGAGAAGUGGGGGACAAGAAGGAAAAAGUGUUUGUUAUGGAUUCCCUUACACCGACACCAUCAAAAUCCUCACUAAAUGGGGUCCAGGUUGUCAUUUCUUCCCCACUGGUGGAAAUCAAGAUAUCCCUUCUUUGGAAAAAGUAUUAGAGUUAAAAUCAUCAGACGAACCUCCCAUAUUGGCUUUAUUCUGUGAAUUCCCAAGUAAUCCUCUGUUGACGAGCCCUGACUUAGUCGCUAUUCGUAAAUUGGCAGACAAGUAUGGAUUCGUUGUUGUCGUCGAUGAGACAGUGGGGAACUUUAUAAAUGUCGAAGUUGCUGCAUUUGCCGACAUAGUCGUUAGUAGUUUGACAAAGAUAUUCAGUGGUGAUGCCAAUGUCAUGGGAGGGAGUCUCAUCCUCAACCCAAAUAGUUCCCACUAUACAAUCCUGAAAGAAACCCUUUCGACAAUAUACGAAGAUUUAUAUUUCCCAGAAGAUGCAGUUUACAUGGAACGUAAUUCUCGUGAUUAUAGAAGUCGUAUUAAAACAAUCAACGAUAACGCUCAUCUCGUCACUGAAUAUCUUUAUCAUCAUUCACUUUCAAACCCUUCACAUCCUUCUCAAACAAUUAUAAAAAAAGUUUAUUAUCCACGUUGGAUAACACCUGAAACAUACGUUCAAUCUCAACGAUUACCAACGUUAGGAAAAGGAGGUUUUGGUGGUUUGUUCAGUUUGACAUUCACUUCUAUGAUUGCCAGUAGAGCUUUUUUCGACGCUUUACCUUGUGCUAAAGGUCCUUCUCUAGGUACGAGUUUCACGUUGGCUUCACCUUAUACUAUCUUGGCACAUUAUUACGAGUUGGAUUGGGCUGCUGGAUGUGGAGUAGAGGAAGGUUUAGUGAGGAUUAGUGUUGGACAAGAAGAAGAGGAUGUUGUUAUGGCUAUGUUUCAAGUGGCGCUCAAAGCUGCGGAAAGAGCUGUAGUAGAGGAGAGUGGUCGUGGUCGUUGA
Messenger RNA from Tremella mesenterica DSM 1558, 1962 nucleotides. RefSeq lists its product as uncharacterized. Gene Ontology annotation, molecular function: pyridoxal phosphate binding; cystathionine gamma-synthase activity. NCBI's taxonomy places the organism in Eukaryota, Fungi, Basidiomycota, Tremellomycetes, Tremellales, Tremellaceae. The transcript has 4 exons. The record is from RefSeq and is a predicted model, not a curated record. Gene Ontology annotation, biological process: transsulfuration. The coding region runs from base 1 to 1962 and encodes 653 amino acids.